GAUACCUCGACUUUGUCUUUUGCCUUUCCUGCGACACGCCUUUCCUGCUACACGCCUUUCCUUGCACACGCUUACUACAUCUUGCUUGCUGCGGCUGCCACACGCAACCGUUGUUGCAGUAGAACGUGGCGCAGAGCGCACCGUCAGCUGCGACCCCACCGCCAACCCAACUUAGCUUAGGCACUGGCCAUCCGAGCUGAGCACAGAACGUUGAGAGAUGUCCUCCUUGCAAUCGUUGAGGCAGUCCGCCUCGGGCGCUCUACCUUCUUUCAUUUCCAAACCGCUCGGGCUCUACCAGCCCUCAGCCACGGCACUCGAAGAUGACAUGCACAAAAUCUUCGCCCUCGUGGAUUACCUUCGCCUGCCUUCCCUCAAAGGCUCAAGCUGGACUAUGAUCGCAUUCACGGUGCUCAGCAUCGUUGCCACCAUCCUCAUACUGGAACAAGCCAACUACCGAUCUAAGAAGGCUCAUUUACCUGGACCGACAUGGACCAUUCCCGUGAUUGGCCAAUUCAUGGACUCUCUUCACCCCACCCUCGAAAACUAUAUGAAGGGCUGGAACUCUGGUCCACUCAGCGUGGCUUCUGUCUUCAAUAUAUUCAUCGUUGUCGCUUCAUCGAACGAGCACACCCGAAAGAUCCUCAAUAGCCCGACCUAUGCCGAGCCAUGCCUCGUCGCAUCGGCCAAGAAGGUUUUGUGCCCUGACAACUGGGUCUUCCUCAAUGGCAAAGUACACGUCGAUUACCGUAAGGGUCUCAACACCCUCUUUACACGCAAGGCUUUAAGCAUCUACCUGCCUAUUCAGGAGGAUAUCUACAAACGGUAUUUCCAAGAGUGGAUGGAUGACCCAAACCCCAAUCCGCAGCCAUAUAUGAUGCAAUUUCGCGACCUGAACAUGGAGACCUCUUUGCGCGUGUUCUGCGGCAACUACAUCUCCCCCGAAGGUGCCAAGCAGAUCUCGGAUAACUACUGGCUCAUCACUGUCGCCCUUGAGCUCGUCAACUUCCCAUUUGCCUUGCCCGGGACCAAGGUGUACAAUGCUAUCAAGGCGCGCAAGACGACGAUGAGAUGGUUCGAGCACACGGCUCGCGAGAGCAAGAAGCGCAUGGCCGAGGGCGGAGAGGUGAUGUGCUUGACAGACGCCUGGGUCAAGGCUAUGCUUGACGCACGGGAACAGAAGGAGAAUGCCGAUCUGGAGGCCGAGACGCGGAGGGUGCUGGUGCGCGACUUCUCGGACAGGGAGAUCGCAAUGGUCAUCCUCAGCUUCCUUUUCGCCUCCCAAGAUGCAAUGUCCAGUGGCCUCACGUACCUCUUCCAGCACGUUGCGGAUCGGCCCGACAUCCUCCGCAAGGUGCGCGAAGAGCAGUACCGCGUGCGUGGAGACGACAUCUACGCGCCGCUCACGCUCGACAUGCUCGACGCGAUGCCGUACACGCGCAUGGUGGUCAAGGAGAGCUUGCGCCUCAAACCGCCGGUGAUCAUGGUUCCCUACCUCACCCACAAGGCGUUCCCGAUCGACAAGAACUACACCGCGCCCAAGGGCACGAUGGUCAUCCCGUCCUUCUGGAACAGCCUGCAUGACCCGACCGCCUAUCCGGAUCCAGAGCAACUCAAACCGGAGCGCUGGCUGGAGGGUCCAGAGAGCCCGGCGGAGAAGAACCCGAAGAACUACCUUGUCUUUGGCUCUGGUCCGCACAACUGCAUUGGGCAUAAUUAUGCACAGCUGCACCUUGCUGCUGUGCUCGGUACCGCGUCUGUGCGCAUGAACUGGGAGCAUGAAGUCACCGACUUCAGCGAGAAGGUGAAGGUCAUCGCGACUAUUUUCCCGCAAGAUGGCGCGCGCAUCAAAUUCACACGACGUGCUGCACCAGCACCAGGUACUGCACCUGAGGUCGCAGCCCAAGCGUGAGGGUCCACACGAGAGAUACAUGCGCCUUGCUCUUGGAUAUUUGCCUUUGGAGAGUCAUUAGAAAGAGCUUGUUCCACCAUGUAGGGAUUUUGGUGGACUGGCAUUGGUUGUCAAUGCGCGCACCUCUUCCUAGCAGGGGCAUGCGAAUCGCACAAUCGGAGGAGAGAAGGCACCAAAGUCUCUGCUUUACACCAACAGCUGUGAUAGAUUGGGACCACCACCCUGCCACUUCACUAACGUUUCUAUCCAUGACUUGCGUGCAACUACUGCUAUGCUGUGCUUGACUGCUGCAAUUCUAUUGGAGCCGCUCGGCGGAGAGAACGGCGCCAUAAAGGGGAAAAAACAAGUCAGUCACUGAUGAGAUUGCCAGCAUCAACGCCACUUCCACCAUCACCACAUCAGAUCCCAUCAUCACCCGGCUGUCAUUUAACAUCUAUCUCUCAUAUGUAUUUCUCCUCACACCAUGGCCCAUUUCCUUUUCCC
Tilletiaria anomala UBC 951 is the source of this 2392-nucleotide messenger RNA. Its product is annotated as putative ERG5-C-22 sterol desaturase. Lineage: Eukaryota; Fungi; Basidiomycota; Exobasidiomycetes; Georgefischeriales; Tilletiariaceae. The coding region runs from base 218 to 1909 and encodes 563 amino acids. The record is from RefSeq and is a predicted model, not a curated record. Gene Ontology annotation, biological process: sterol metabolic process. Gene Ontology annotation, molecular function: oxidoreductase activity, acting on paired donors, with incorporation or reduction of molecular oxygen; iron ion binding; monooxygenase activity. The transcript is spliced from 4 exons.